GUCCUGAGAGGUAUGCACAUCAUACGUAUUAUUAGGCACCCAUGAGGUUAUGUAUGUAGGAGAGAACCGAACAGUUCUAUGUUGGACCCGGGAUCCGUCGAUUCACGUUUUGUGGCUGUGCUCGCUCGCCCUCGUUACUUCGUCAUGUUCCUUCCAGUACUGUUGUGCGUCACCCUGGCGGGGUAUGCCAUAUCCGCCCCUACGAACGACGUCCGACCUUUGGUAGUUUGGCAUGGUCUAGGUGAUACCUACGCCUCGUCUGGAAUUGUCCAGUUUGAAAGCGAGGUGAAGAAGCUGCACCCCGGCAUCUUUGUCCAUUCGGUUUACAUUGACAAAGAUGUCAAGGAAGACAAACGUGCAACCUUUUAUGGCAAUAUCAAUGCUCAGAUAGCUCUCGUUGCUGAGCAACUCGUAUCCAUACCUGAGCUUGGAAGGGGGUUCGAUGCCAUCGGUUUCUCGCAGGGUGGACAGUUUUUGCGGGGAUACGUGGAACGUUACAACUACCCCCCCGUUUACAACCUUAUUACAUUCGGUUCACAGCACAUGGGUAUAUCCGAUAUUCCGCCAUGCCGCUCUUUCGAUUUUCUCUGCGAGGUAGCGCGCCGCGCUGCGAAGGCCGGUGUUUACACGGAAUGGGCGCAAGAACAUUUAGUUCAGGCUCAGUAUUUCCGAGACCCAGACCAACUGGGCCUUUACAUGUCACUCAACGGCUUUCUUGCUAACAUUAACAACGAAGUCAUGCUGCCUACUGCCAGGAAUGUGACAUAUGCCGACAACCUAGCCUCCCUAGAAAACCUGAUCCUGGUGCUUUUUGCGCAAGAUGCGACAGUUAUCCCCAAGGAGAGUGCUUGGUUUGGUUCGGAAGCACCUUUGGAAGAAUUUGAUACAUUUUCCACACAAUCGCUAUCAGACUCCCAUGAUGACCAACAUCCUCUUAUUAAACUUCAUCAGCGCACCACUGCCAGAUCCAUCGUCUCCAUGAAGCAGCAACCACUUUAUAUCGACGAUUACAUCGGACUGCGUGGGCUUGACGAACGCGGCGCGAUCACUUUGGAGACCUGCCCGGGAGGGCACAUGCAUUUGACUGGCUGCUGGGAAGAUCUCGUGCGGAAAUGGGUUGGUCAGCCUUUCUAAGCAGACGUAGGAUACGACGGUAUUGGUAUGGAUGCAAUUUUCUGUAGUAUUGUUCGAUGGCAGUAUGGACAACAGUCGAGCAAGUGAUCGAGUCAUACAAUACACUUGUGGCAGUUGCGCC
This is a messenger RNA of Pisolithus orientalis, 1255 nucleotides long. Its product is annotated as Alpha/Beta hydrolase protein. Gene Ontology annotation, cellular component: lysosome. Gene Ontology annotation, molecular function: thiolester hydrolase activity; palmitoyl hydrolase activity. The coding region runs from base 79 to 1134 and encodes 351 amino acids. The transcript has 3 exons. NCBI's taxonomy places the organism in Eukaryota, Fungi, Basidiomycota, Agaricomycetes, Boletales, Pisolithaceae. The record is from RefSeq and is a predicted model, not a curated record.